Molecule: messenger RNA, 936 nt
Organism: Exophiala bonariae
Lineage: Eukaryota; Fungi; Ascomycota; Eurotiomycetes; Chaetothyriales; Herpotrichiellaceae
Exons: 1
Coding region: 1-936 (311 amino acids)
Source: RefSeq, a predicted model, not a curated record
AUGGCGAAACAUUGGCUCCUUUUGACCCUCGCCCUGGGUUGGUCCAGCGCGAUGAGCUUCGCAGGGUUGGGAUCUUUCCACGACCAUGCGCUCGCGAACCCACUAUUGUACGGAAGGGCUGUACCGCCUCCACUCUGCAACUCGACUGAGAUUAGCACGAUGAACAUGGGGUCAUGCGUCUGUCGUGAACAGCAGUUCGGCUGCUCUUCUCCUCCGAUGAACUGCUCGGUCUGUCCGAACAGCAAGGGAGAAUUUCUCACGGCCUUCAAGAACGUCACGACGUGCCUAGGAGGAUGCACCGACAGGGAGGCGAGCUGCCAAGGAUGCGGCCUAUGGUUCCAUAGUCUGUGUGACUGCUUGAAAAAUCCGCAAUGGUGCAACAAAACCAGCGGCCCCAUCAAGAAAGACACUGGUCCCAUCUGGGUCCUCCUCUCGCAACCAGGGGCAAAGGAGAAUCUCACCACGACCAACGAGCGCGUUUCCGGAAUCCUCGACACGUACGAGAAGCCCAAGUUUUUCGAUGAAGGCUGGGAAUUCUCGCAGUCCUGCUACAAGCCCCAGGAGCAAGCGUUGGCCAUGAACUCCGUCCGCGUGAGGACUCACGAGCAGAUCCACACCCACAUCUGCAAGCGCAACGACGCCAUGUACAACUUCCUCGGUGCGGAAAAUCCCAACCACUACAACUCGGAGGAUCUAACCCUCGUCUCAAACUAUCCAAACAAUGACGGGAAAGGCACCGACAUACUAUGCUUGGUGGUGAAGAAUGGCGAUCCCGUGAAAAACUUUGCGAGCGCCUUGGGCCAACUGUUUGCAAAAUAUCCAAACACUUGCCAACAGCGAAUUGGACAAGCCAUUCUACAGGACAAAUACAAGAAUACUUGGGCAUGCGCAACUAACACUACUAAUGGACCGCUGGGAUUGUUUUGCGGUAAAUAG